Molecule: messenger RNA, 3516 nt
Organism: Nomia melanderi (Alkali bee)
Lineage: Eukaryota; Metazoa; Arthropoda; Insecta; Hymenoptera; Halictidae
Product: protein trachealess
Biological process (GO): regulation of transcription by RNA polymerase II
Molecular function (GO): RNA polymerase II transcription regulatory region sequence-specific DNA binding; protein dimerization activity; DNA-binding transcription factor activity, RNA polymerase II-specific
Source: RefSeq, a predicted model, not a curated record
CGUUCGGUCACGAACCGGCCGUUUAGCUGUCUGGCUGCAACCCCCGCGUCCGACUGGCGCACAUCGCGGCCCGCGUGAUCCGAGCGAUCGAAGGGACCCCGUAACAGCUGGUCCACGCGAGGAGAGUCCGAGUUGUUGACACGCACGUGCGCGCGCGUGAGCUCUCCGCCUGUCGCGUCGAUACGCGCGUACUUACACGGACAGAGACGCACACCGGGACCGUUCAUCGGUGUACGAGACACGACGUUACCGUCUUUCCCUCCGGGUUGCUCCGCGGCCGCGCUCUCGUUUUCGUUUCCGUUUUCACGCGACGCAAUGUCGGCGCGGUCGAGUCGGCACGCGGCACCGGGACGCGUCGCGCGAUGGACGAUGACGAUCCCCGGGAAGAUAUGACUGUUCUCCGGUGUGUGCCCGGUAGCGAGUUGUUCCUUGGUGCGGGAAGGUGAACUGUGGUGCACGGACAAAUUUGAUUUUUCCUCGCCGGGGAGAUUUAGUGGUGGCCAGUGAUCCGGGAAGAAGAAGGAACAGGAAGAAGAAUAUUUUGGGUGGAGGAUUGAAGGGAGAGGAUAGAAGGGAGGAUAUUGGGAGGAAUUGAGAGGAGAGAAGGGAAAUGUUGCCGUAUCAGGUGGCCAUGGAUUAUGGGGGCUUUCAACGUCAAAGCCCGGUUGGGGUCGGUGUCGGUGUCGGCGUCGAUGUCGGCGGACCCCAUCAGGGGGCCGCUGGGGCGCUCAACAUCAACCCCGCGUUCACGCACUCCUGGUUCGUACCGGCGGACCUCUGUGUCCCGUACAAACAGAGUCAGGGUCCUCUCCUCGAGCCAGGUAUCCUCGAGUUGCGCAAGGAGAAGAGCAGGGACGCUGCCAGAUCUCGGCGAGGGAAGGAGAACUUCGAGUUCUACGAGUUAGCGAAAAUGCUGCCAUUACCGGCGGCUAUUACCUCCCAGUUGGACAAAGCCUCCAUAAUAAGGCUAACCAUCUCGUACCUCAAACUUCGGGAGUUCUCGGGUCACGGAGACCCGCCAUGGAAUCGAGAUGGGCCUCCGCCAAAUAAAUCUGUCAAAGGUGCAAAUCGAGUAAGGUCUGCAGCAUCCGCCGCUGUGGACCACUUCGAGGUGCAUCAAGGCACUCAUAUACUUCAAUCGUUGGACGGCUUCGCGAUAGCGGUCGCCGCUGAUGGACGGUUCCUGUACAUAUCCGAGACCGUCUCGAUUUACCUUGGACUCUCACAGGUAGAAAUGACGGGAUCAAGCGUUUUUGAUUAUGUUCAUCAGCAAGACCACGCGGAAGUCGCCGAACAAUUAGGCCUCGGUUUAACCUCGAGCAGUUCUUCCGGUCCGCACUCGUCGAGCUCCGGAUUGGCGUCGCCAAGCAGCGCCGCGUCCGAAGAACAUGGUUCGUCUUCCACUGCAAAUCCCGACGUGUCCUCGGUGAUGUCCUUAUCAGCAACCGGUCUUUACAAAGGCUUUGACCGCGCGUUUUGCGUCCGGAUGAAAUCUACGUUAACAAAAAGAGGGUGCCAUUUUAAAUCGUCUGGUUAUAGGGUCGUACUGUUACUGUGCCGUUUGAGACCACAGUAUACGUUUAGCCAUACAAGAAAGUCCGCGCCGCCAUUGAUGGGCAUGGUUGGACUGGCAAUCGCACUUCCUCCGCCAAGUGUGCACGAAAUUCGUCUCGAAACUGACAUGUUCGUCACUCGAAUCAGUUUCGAUUUUCGGAUAGCACAUUGUGAGCCUAAGGUGUCUGAAUUAUUAGAUUAUACCGCUGACGAAUUAACAGGGAAAAAUCUUUAUACAUUGUGCCAUGGGGAAGAUGCGAAUCGUCUUCGGAAAUCGCAUAUCGAUUUGAUCAACAAGGGGCAAGUGUUGACACAUUAUUAUAGGCUGAUGAACAAAAGCGGAGGAUACACAUGGCUACAAACUUGUGCCACUGUCGUGUGUAACACAAAAAAUGCUGAAGAACAAAAUAUCAUCUGUGUCAAUUAUGUUAUAAGUGGUCGUGAAUAUGAAAAUUUAAUCAUGGAUUGUUGCCAAUUGGAAGACGGUGUGAUGGGUGUCAAGCGCGAAGACGCCGCUGGAAAUGAUCCAGAAAAUGGAUCGCCGGAUGCCGACAGGGGAGAAGGUAGAAGUCGUGGCGGGCCACCAAACCAGCAUCAAGAGCACUCGCACAGGUCUCCACCGGAGGAUCGGGAGGACACCCGCGGGUCCGAGAGCGAGAAACGGGGCAGCAGACACCACGACAACAUGACACAGUUGCAGCAGGACUCCCAGACCAGUGUAGGCAACAUCAAUACACUGGUAGUAAAAUUGCGCGGGCACAAACGGAAGUUGCACGAGGAAGAUAGCAGCUCGAAUGAGGAGGAGGAGGAUGAGGAGGACUCAACGGCGAAGGUGGCAAACAACGAGAGAAAUCACGCGCUCAGCCCGGCUCCCUCGAACCACUCCAUCUCGGGUGGUGACCAGGCGCUCUGUUCAUCCAGUCCAAAGUCGAGACGAGUGGAGGACAGGCCGACCAACGCGGAUAGCACCGGCACUUCGGUAAAAGAUCUGGAGCAAGCGAUGUCUAAGCAUCUUCCGGCCACAAACCUGAACAAAUCCCAUUCACCGACGCUCCAUCAGCCCACGGACUUCAGCACGGACGCGCUGUUGAAGCAACAGCAACAGAGGAGCACAAUACAGUGGAUCGGCGCACAUCAUCACCUAGGACAUCUGAGUCCCCAACAAUCAACCACUGCCCCUUUGCCGGCCUCUGCCCUAUUGCGGCAGCUGUACGCUAACAGGGAGAGCGUGAUACGAGCAAACGUCCACGGAAUCACUUCCAGUGGCAGCACUCGUACCCCUUCGUCAGGCGGAACUUACUACACCGGAGACACUACGCCUAGUGGUCCUCUACCUACUCCGCCUGGAUCAGAGGGGUCCAGCACCUACGGUGAGCACCAGUUCGUCCUGGCUACCCACAACCAGAAGGGUACAACGGGAACGAGUUGCGCAGAUGCCUUCACUAGUUUGGUAUCCUCCUACUCCACCGCGGGCGGUUAUACGGUUGACUAUCAUUCCGCGAUGACCCCGCCAUCAUCGGUCUCGCCCCGGGACAAGCAGCAACAGCAACAACAGCAACAGCAGCAGCAACAACAACAGCAGCAGCAGCUGCAUCCUGUGAACGUGAUCAGUAACUACGAGGGCUCGUCCGCUUACACUGAUCCCGUGUUACGCCACCAGUACGAACCGGCGCAACCGUUGCCUUUGAAACCACAAGUGUAUUCAGCUGCCGUUCACCCGAGCGCGUUGGAUGCUGCCGCGGCGUACGCGUCCGCGGGACUCACCGAACAGACGCAGUUCUAUCAUCAUCCAGCGGCAGGCGCCGGGUUCCACAUCUACCACCCGACUAACAAAUCGACGACGAACGGCUGGUAUAGUUCGACGUCCUAGUGGCGUAGUCCCGCGCGCGACACUCGUGUACUUAAGUAACUGAAAUCGAGCCCAAAGCCCUCACAUGCAUAUCAGUGAUAUCGUAUUCACCU